UUCUUUUUCAUUUCUUAAUUCAUUACAGAGAAUAGGAUCCUUCUCUUUCUUCCUCCCCUCUCUCUCUAUUUCUAUUAAUUAUCUAUGCAUACAAUGUUCUAAGAGUCCAGUCGAAGCAAAUCCUUCUCUAUCUGUUGAGCAAUUCACUUGAGCAAAUGGAUUGUGACAAAGGUUUCUCGAGCAGUUACAUGAUCUUGAAGCCUGAAGAAGUAAAGCUAUUGGAUCUCAUUCACAUCUUGUUUUCCAGUAACAUAGAGAACACAAAAUUCGUCGACAGUCCUGCCAAGAGGGAGAGUUUCGAGCGUCGAUGGCUUAUAUUUAUCUCCAUUGUUGUUCAGAAGAUUCUGCAAUUCUCUUCCAAGCCAUUGUCAUUUCUUGGCUCGCUGGUGGAGAUGUGGCUCAACCUUUUGUCGAGCAAUGGGAACUUUUUUAAACUCCUUUACAAUUUCUUAAGAGGGAAGGUGGUGAUUCCUGACAGAACAUCAGCAACUUUCAUUUCUUUCAUUGGAAAUUUCGACAAGCGAGUUGAGUUGGACAAAGACAUCAAACGUGGAGAUGCAAGAUACCAUGCAGCUCUCUCUAUGAUGGCUUCUAAAGCUUCCUAUGAGAACGAGGCAUACCUUCGAACUAUAGUCCACAACCACUGGGAGAUGGAAUUCUUGGGAUUUUAUGAUUACUGGAACGAUUACCAAGAAAAAGCCACAACCCAAGCCUUCAUAUUUCGGGACAAAACAGCGGACCAGGACACAGUUGUUGUAGCCUUUAGAGGAACUGAACCAUUCGACGCAGAUGCUUGGUGUUCUGACUUCGAUAUCUCCUGGUAUGAACUUGAAAACAUAGGAAGUAUUCAUGGUGGUUUCAUGAAAGCUCUAGGGUUACAGAAGAGCAUCGGCUGGCCUCGGGAAAUUAUCACUGAUAAAAAAUACACUACACGUAAGACUCCCUUAGCAUACUACGCCAUUAAAGAAACGUUGAGAGAAAUAUUCUCCAAGAACGAUGGAGCAAAGUAUAUAGUAACUGGACACAGUUUAGGUGGGGCACUAGCAAUUCUAUUUCCAGCAAUUUUGGCAUAUCAUGAUGAGAAGAUGUUGCUGGAGAGAUUGGAAGGUGUUUAUACAUUUGGGCAGCCUAGGGUUGGAGAUGAAAGAUUUGGAGAGUACAUGGAAAAUAAGUUAAAAGAGAAUGGUAUCUCUUACUACAGAUUUGUUUACAGUAAUGACAUCGUUCCUAGGUUGCCGUAUGAUGAUUCUGCACUCAUGUUCAAGCAUUUUGGGACUUGCAUUUACUAUAACAGACACUAUCAAGCAAAGGUUGUUGCAGAGGAACCAAAUAAGAAUUAUUUCUCACCGUUACGAGCAAUACCCAUGAUGAUAAAUGCAUUUAUGGAGUUAAUAAGAAGCUUUACAAUUUUAUACACAGAGGGAGCAGAGUAUAGAGAAUGUUGGUUCAUGCGAGUGUUUAGGUUAAUUGGGUUGGCAAUCCCUGGCAUCCCACCUCAUUGUCCUCAAGAUUAUGUUAAUGCUACUCGUUUGGGACCUGCUAACCUAUUUCUUCAACCACAUCAUUUUCAUCAACAACCAUAAAGAAAAAUGCUUUUGCAUGAAAUUUGCAGCCUUAGCUCAGAAAGUUCAGAAUUUGAUCUGUUAAUCAUCGAAUUUUAUAAUUGGUAAUUUCUUGCAUUCGUUGAGA
This is a messenger RNA of Manihot esculenta (cassava), 1689 nucleotides long. RefSeq names its product triacylglycerol lipase OBL1. The coding region runs from base 156 to 1583 and encodes 475 amino acids. Gene Ontology annotation, biological process: lipid metabolic process. The record is from RefSeq and is a predicted model, not a curated record. The transcript has 5 exons. Gene Ontology annotation, molecular function: triacylglycerol lipase activity. Lineage: Eukaryota; Viridiplantae; Streptophyta; Magnoliopsida; Malpighiales; Euphorbiaceae.